AUGGACUUCCUUCUCUGCAUGGAAGACCCCGUGGAGAUUCUCGAGGGCACUCUCCACAUCGACAUCCACGCCAAACAUGUUCGUGACGUAGAUGAUGGCCUUUCUGUGAUCGGUUACCUCGACGAUUGGAACGAGAGUCAGGCCCAGCUCCAGACCGCUCUCCAGACCAUCGAGACCAUUACUGACAAGAAGAAUAGUUUGAACCGGGACCUACAGUCUGUUCGUGACGAAUUCUACCACUCAAUUUGGGGGCUGCUCGACUUCUGCCUUCAACGAAGUAUCUCACAGAGUUCGGUCCAGUGGCGACGAUAG
This is a messenger RNA of Cylindrotheca closterium, 312 nucleotides long. NCBI's taxonomy places the organism in Eukaryota, Bacillariophyta, Bacillariophyceae, Bacillariales, Bacillariaceae. The record is from the annotation of a GenBank genome assembly.